Messenger RNA from Chiroxiphia lanceolata (lance-tailed manakin), 921 nucleotides. RefSeq names its product gasdermin-A2-like. The record is from RefSeq and is a predicted model, not a curated record. Gene Ontology annotation, molecular function: phosphatidylinositol-4,5-bisphosphate binding; phosphatidylserine binding; phosphatidylinositol-4-phosphate binding. The transcript has 7 exons. Gene Ontology annotation, biological process: defense response to bacterium; pyroptotic inflammatory response. NCBI's taxonomy places the organism in Eukaryota, Metazoa, Chordata, Aves, Passeriformes, Pipridae. The coding region runs from base 1 to 921 and encodes 306 amino acids.
AUGAACCACGCCUUCAUAAAACAGCUCCAGAGGACAGGCGCCGAUUUGUUCUUGGUUUAUGAAACCCUGGAAGCCUCGGAGAAGGCUGUCUACAAGGAAGACACCAAGGCAGAGUUGAGCUUCUUAGCCUGGAUUUACGCCAAGUUCUUUGGAGAGGGCAGCAGACAGAACAUAGAAAGCAUAGUCAUACCCAAGGGCUGCACCCUGGCCUUCAGGGCCAUCCAGAUGAACAUUAGCAAAGGAGAAUGGGAACUGUCUUAUUUUAAAGAAGAUCCAGCUUCAGUGAAAGGUGUCUCGUUUUUACAGAUCCCAACACCAAAAUUAGGCACAGUGGACAGAGAAGUUAAACAAUACUGUGGGAUUUUCUCCGACUUGCCUUCUGGCCUGCGGGUCAUGUUCUUAAACACCAUCACAGCUGUGAUGAGAGACAGGAAACUCUUUCAAGACCUCAGCCAGAAGAUGGAAGGAUUUCUUGAGAAAACUGAUGGUUAUGAGCUGAAAACUGAAAGCCCUGACUUAAAAGACCUGUUGAGCACGUUAAAGAAUUCUCCAAGAGAUCGUUGUCUUCUGCUGGCAAAGGGAAUAACCUACACCCUCGAUGCUUUGGCUGAGCUACUGGACAAUCAGCUGCCGCUGCUGCUGGAAUCCUUGGAAAGGAAGAUUGUGUCCCAACAGCUGCAGCUGGUUGGAAAACUCUUGGAGCACGAGCUGAAGAAGGUGGAUAGGCCUUUCCGUGUGGACGCCAGCCUGCUCUCCUUCCCACGGCAGGAGGAUCAGGGCUUAACCAUGGCCCUGGUGGAGCUGAGCAGAGUGAAGCUCCAGGAAGAUGGAUCAGCUGUGCCCAUGGAACAGCCCUUCGAGGUGGUGGCCGCCCUGUACGUGGCCCUGUACGCCCUCAACCUCCUCAGUGGCCCCAAGUAG